UACUGCCCCUGCUCUGUCCUCUAUCCCUCUUCUCAUUCCCCUUUCGCCUUGCUUGACACGUUGGACAAAGGGUGACAAAUACAGUCCCUUGACCAGUCAAGUCCCGCAACCUCGACCCUCCCUCCCUCCGACAUCCAGUAGCCUUUCCCUUAGCUCACGUCCAUCCUAAUCGAAAACGCUACUGCAUGCACCUGAACGAGCCAGUUCUACUCCUGCUGCUUCCCUUCCUUCUGGAGCUUUUCCAUGGCUCGCUCUUUACAUAACGCUAGGGCGUCCCAAACCAACCACCCCUGCUCAUGACCCUGGUCUAUUCUUCUCCCUCUACUCUCGCCCAGGAGACAAGCACACCACCCUCUGAAGCUACUGGCGCAACCUCUAGCACAAACCUGGUAUCUGACCCCGUCAUGCAUGUGGUUGAACUUAACCAUCUCCCCGGUCAAGAUUGCCCUUGUUAUUCCCACAGUUUCCCCGGAUUCUUCCAUAUGGCCCGUGGAACGAGUUCAGGCGGUAGGAUGCAGAAGCAUAUUACAUCUGGGGCUUCUACUCCUCCUGGUAUCGAGUUCUGACCAACUCAUUAUUUUGUACGCUGCAAGUCUGGUUGGAGGCACACGCUUCUUCUGCACCUUCUGCAUCUUCCUGGCCCAAAUUCCCUGUCUAACCUACCACUAUCCACCAAUCUGCGUGCUAGCUAUUGCCCUGUCGAUCUUUGAUUACCUCGGUCUCAAGGUCGAUCAGAGCAUCAUAGCUCUGACAGGGGACACUUUCAGGGAAAGCUGGCUCUCUUAUUACACUUAAACCCCUGGGACUUCUGGCCCGCUGCCCGAGGUUGAGACUCCGAGGUCUCAGCGUUCUGGAGAGCAACUGACUUCGCCAGCCUACUCUCCGCUGGUCCCAACUAUAUCAGAAACCGUCUUGCUUUGUGGAUUGCUGUCGUGUCAUUUAUUUUGCCGGAUUUCCAGCUUGCUAGUCUGGCCCACUUCAGAAUGUUCCACACAUUCGAGACUGCACAGUAUCACAGCCCAGAACAGGCCGAGCAAAAUGCAAGCUCGGCCGCAAAGCGGAGGACCUCCACGGUGAGAGCUUGUGAGCCUUGCCGACGGCGCAAGAUCAGGUGCAGUGGAGAGCACCCAUGUGAAACGUGUCAAUGGUAUCGGAAGGCUGCGUCUUGUCAUUAUACGGAGCCUAGACAACGUCAGAUGCCCUCCAGAAGAUCUGUCGAGAAGAUCUCUCAGACGCUGCAGGACUAUCGGGCCAUCCUGCAAAAGCUCUUUCCAAACGUGCAUCCAGACCAGCUGAAAGAGCUUCCUCGCGAAAGGCUCGUCGAGCUCAUUCAGAAGAGUAGUCCAUUUCAUCCUCCCUCGCCCCGAACACCCAGUGUGGAGGAGAAACCGCCUCCCAUGAAUCCUGAUGCUGCCAACCUCGAGCAGCUGCAACCGACCCCUGCAGACAGUAACGAUGGGUUUCCCGACCGCAAGACCCAUGCUUUGAAAGGUAUCACGGACGACGUCAACAUGCUGUCCUUGUCAGUCAAGCAGAACUCCUCGUAUCUUGGGAUAUCCUCCGUCAUGGCGGUCCUUAGAGUCAUCACUUGGCUCGAUCCAGACUGCCUGACCAAGUCUCCCGAAAGGAGCGUCAUUCCAACACGUGAACCAUCACCGGCUCCAGAGAACCACAGGACGGAGUCUGACCAGACACGAAAUGACACCUCUUCGGCGUCCGCCUGGGACGAAAUUCCUCUAAUCAAUGCAUACUUUAGCUAUGUCCAUCCCUUCAUUCCCUUGAUUGAGGAGCAAGUCUUUCGAGAUACAUAUAUGGCAGCACAAAGAACCGACUCUCGAUGGCUUCUGCUUCUCAAUAGUGUCCUGGCUAUGGGUAGCGUGGCAGCAGGGUCGUCCGAUGACACGGGCCAUCAUGUCUAUUUCAACCGAGCAAAGCAACAUCUCAACAUGGACACGUUGGAUUCUGCCCACCUCGAGACUGUCCAGGCGCUUGCCAUCUUGAGCGGCUUCUAUCUUCAUUACGUCCAGAUACCCAAUCAAGCAAAUGCUUUGAUGGGUGCCACCUUGAGAGUUGCUACCACGUUGGGACUGCAUCGAGACUACACCGAAGGAGUUGGGCCCGCAAAGAUCCAGAAGGCAUCGUUCUCCAUUGAGAUGCGUCGGCGAAUAUGGUGGUGUACGUUCAUUUUGGAUGCGUGGGCGGGCAAUACUCUGGGAAGGCCGAGCAUGGGUCGAAUGAGCCAUGCCAUCACAGCAAAGCCUCCUCAAGAACCCAUCGGCCAGUCUACAGCCAUGCUGGCGUUGGUGCAGGAAAACGUUCGCUUCUGCAUCAUCAGCACAAAGAUGGAAGACGCCCUUGCCGUGUCUCCUCUUUUAGAAGAGUAUGAACGCUGUCCUCUGGAUGCACUAUAUCUUGAAUGGUACAAGCAUUCGUCGGUGCAGUCAGACUCUUCACACCCAAACCCCAACGAGCCUCGCGGCGUCACAGUUGUCAAAAAUGUCAUGAGGUGGCGCUACCUGUCGAAUCGAAUCAUUCUUCACCGCCCUGCUCUGCUCUGGUAUGCCAUGCGCAAAAUCCCAUGGGAGAGUCUCUCCCCAGAGAGGCAAGCAGCAAUCGAACUCUGCCGGGGCGUAUGUGCGGAGUUGAUUAACGACAUUGCCUGCACCUGGCGAGGUCAGAAGGCUUGUCAAAUGUCUGGCUGGAAUGCCACAUGGCUCCUUUAUCAAGCCGUGAUGGUUCCACUUCUCUCGCUGUACUCGGAUCCCCACGACGUCGACGUGGUGGAGAGCAGCCGCCAUCAAGUUGAAGUCGCCAUGCAAGUCUUCAAGGAGCUGCAGGGCUGGUCUUCCACCGCUCGCCGGUCGCUGGAGGUCAUCCUCCGGCUAUAUGAAGCCAGCAAACGGCAUUCAGCCGCUCUGCAGGAGCUACAGGAGACAUACCUGCCAAAUACCAUGGAUACGCCUACGUCGUUCACGACGCCAGCUCCACAACACGCGCAAUUGACGACCAUGCCGACGUCCACAGCGGCGGCGGCGUCGUCGUCUUUCCGUCCCACAUAUAUUGACGUCUCCUUUGCCAACACCUACGGCAACCUGGACGACCUGAACACAGCCACCCAGGAGCUGUUCAUGGACAACAUGUUCGACACGCUCAACUGGAGCACGAGCUGGGACAGCCCCAUUGGCGGAACCCCGAUGAUGAACGGCUGGGAUUACAGCUCCAUGCACCACUGGGCGGGCAUCCCCCAGGCGGAUGAAUAUUUUGGCGGAUUCGGCCUGUCUGACGACCCCGGCAGCCAGAUGGGAGUGGUGGGGGCUUCGGACGCAGGAGGAGCAGGGGUUGGGACUGGGACAGGACCAGCAGGGGGUCCGUUCGACGUGGACAUGCACGCCGCCCCCAAUCCGGGGGAUAUCAUGAACGGACACUAUGCACAUAAUACGAGUAUGGAUCAUCGGCACCCGUGAUGAGGACGGAAAACGAGAUGGGCUCUGGGGCCCCACACUUCGGGUCGUGGAACGAAUACUUGGGUGCUGUUCAAGAACAACUAUGUGGUACAGGGCGAUGGCAUGAAGAAGCGAUGAAGCGGGCAAAAAAAGGUGGUCACUCGUAUUCCCCUUUGUUUUUUCUUUGCCCUCUCUCCUUUGUAGGAGUGGCUGGAGUAUUGAUAGCACAUGAACUUGAGCGCGCGCGUAUGAGCACAGGCAUAUGCAAUAUGAUAUCUAGACUUUG
Molecule: messenger RNA, 3729 nt
Organism: Cladophialophora immunda
Lineage: Eukaryota; Fungi; Ascomycota; Eurotiomycetes; Chaetothyriales; Herpotrichiellaceae
Exons: 2
Coding region: 984-3464 (826 amino acids)
Biological process (GO): positive regulation of transcription from RNA polymerase II promoter by galactose; DNA-templated transcription
Cellular component (GO): nucleus
Molecular function (GO): DNA-binding transcription factor activity, RNA polymerase II-specific; zinc ion binding; RNA polymerase II cis-regulatory region sequence-specific DNA binding
Source: RefSeq, a predicted model, not a curated record